GCAGUAGUUAACACGAGUUCCCACGAGUUUCUCGUUUCUCGAGCCGAACCGUAAGACAAGGGGUUGUGUAUUUUUAACCCAAAGUAGCGGUAAAGCGUCCGAUCGAGAAGUGAAUAAACCACGUAUAGAUAUUUGCGAGAAGUGAAAUAAAAUCCAGGCAGUAACUGGGCGGAUAAUCGGUCGAUCAGAGCCGGGAAAGUGUCAAAUCUCAUCGAACGACUGCCGCGCAGUCGUCGUCCAUUUCUGUCAGAGUGCAAUAGCCAACCAGGGACUGAGUUUUUGUCAUUUCGGAUUGCAAAAGUGCGCUGCAGGGUGGCGCUCCCGUGGUUUUUCCCAUCCGAUCUGACAGAGACGAGAGAAGAGUAGACGAGACGAGACACGAUAUUAAUUAACAGAGAGUGAUAUAUCGCCGAGGAGAAAUAUCGUCGGUGAAAAAUUGACGCGCGCUUCGACCACCGAGUACACACCCUGCUGACCGUCGACGGCAUUCCCAUUGUGUUUUACAGUUAUUAAAUGUGUUGGAGUUUGUGUUUGUGACUGCCUCCCGUGCUGCUGCUGCUGCUUCUGCUGCUGCAACCGAAUACUCGACGAUACCGAAGAUAGACUAUAAAGAUGAGCAAGACUUGCGCUCGGUGUGAGAAAACUGUCUAUCCUAUCGAGGAGCUCAAAUGCCUCGACAAGACAUGGCACAAACAGUGUUUUAAAUGUCAGGGUUGCGGUAUGACCCUGAACAUGCGAACAUACAAGGGCUUCAACAAGCAGCCAUAUUGCGAGGCCCACAUACCAAAAGCAAAGGCAACGACAAUGGCUGAGACGCCGGAGCUGAAACGCAUAGCUGAAAACACGAAGAUCCAGAGCAACGUGAAGUAUCACGCCGAAUUUGAAAAGGCUAAGGGAAAAUUCACCCAGGUUGCCGACGAUCCGGAGACACUGAGAAUUAAACAGAACAGUAAAAUCAUUUCGAACGUUGCCUAUCACGGAGAACUUCAGAAGAAGGCGAUAAUGGAACAGAAGAGAACGACGACCGGGGAAAACGGUGAACAAAUUGAGUACGUCGUCGAAUACGAAGAGAUGCCGCCACCCGCAGCGCUGAACUCGAACACCGUACCUCCGCCAUCGGCAAUCUCUCCGGUCCAGCGAGCCCCGGGAAGGAUCGCCGACUACGAUCCGCUCAACGAGGCAACCCCGAGUCCCUAUUCGGCUCGACAAGCAGCGACGACGGUCAUUUACACGAGUGACAAAGGCGCGGUGACGAAUCCGCCGACCCGUAAAAUCGGAUCUGUAGCUGAUAUAGACCCGGUCAACGAAUAUUACGGAUCUUUGACACCCGGGUCGAACAAUAAUCACGUACAACAACCAAUGCAGCCACCAUCGACGACGGCCAAUAGUGGGCGCGUCUAUAAGGCCAUGUACGACUACGAGGCGCAAGACGAAGAUGAGGUCAGUUUCUUGGACGGUGACCUGAUCGUAAAUUGCACAGCGAUCGACGAGGGUUGGAUGACCGGAUUUGUACAGCGUACGGGUCGCCAGGGAAUGCUUCCGGCGAACUACGUCGAGCCUGCGCAGAUCUAGUUUUUACAUGUGAACGUUCCCUUUCGUUUUAUGCUGUGAAAUAAGAAACUUCGGCUCCUAGGUUCAAUAUCGUGUCUUGAUGUUUUUCAAUUUCUUUAUUUUUUUUUUUUUAUUUUUUUUUUUUUCCACAUUUACUCUCUUUGAAAAGAAAUCACGGAAAUAAGAAAUUCAAUCAUAAAUUUCCUUCCAAACUUGAGGUGAGAAAAAAUAUCCCCCACACGAUCAUCUUUCAAUUGUUUUGAAAAAAUUAUCGCGCCUACCUUUAAUCCAAUUAUGCCUAAUUCAUUCCGUUGCAAAAAAAAAAAAGAAAAAUGCGGAAUAUUACUUUUCCGGUCCUUACAUUCCGUGCGCAACCGUUUACUCAACUAAUCAUUGCUUGUCGUGACUUUUUGUACAAUUGAAUCGAGAAAGAAAAAAGAAAGAAAACAAUUGAAGUCAACUAUAUCCGAGCGCUAGAUUUUUUGUUAUUCGGCAUACAACCGUGAAGACUGUAUAGUAUUUUUGCACGAAAAAAAUUAUCCAGUUGUUGCGCAUUCUCUUCAACUUUGCAUUACUUCUUUUUUUCUUUUUUCUUUUUAAUAUUACUUGUAAAAUAAGGAUGCAAGUGAUAACUCGCUGAAACCUACCUUGGGACCAAAACGAGCUUUUACACUACUAUAUUCCUAAAGACGUACACUUAUGCAUUUACAUAUUACUAUACUAGGUAGAGUUACUGUAUACGUAAAUGCAGACAACGAAUAGAAAAAAUGAUGCAACUGGCAGUGGUGAAGGGAAAUUUUUAACCAAUUUUUCAUUCCGCUGAUAUUCAAACUCGAGAAAGUUACACACUUGACAAGAACCUCCGUAUCUUGCCGGGACCACUCCCUUCCCAGGCUCUUUAAAACGUCUAUUUCAUUCCGUAGGUAGAUACACAAUAUAGUAUAUGUAUAUAUAAAUAUGAAUGUAUGUAUAUACCUAUACAUAUUACACACCUAUAGAUAAUGUUAUCGUCUUAUCAAAACUGAGGUUUUUUUUUUUUUUUUUGUUUUUUUUUCGUGUUAUUUUUCGUCUUUCAAGUGUAUGUAUGCUGAACAUUGACGUAAAAUAUGAAACCAUUGAACUGUUUUGCGGUAUCAUUCCAAAACUGGUGUAUUUCAUAAUGAAAAGAGCAUCGCGUUUUAGAUAUCACCGAAUGAAUUUACGGUCACCACAAAUUGUACCACUUGAAUCCAAAUUUCAUCUCUUUUCUUUUCCCCUCGAUUGAAACAAGUUUGUUAAUAUUAAUCUUAUUAUCAUUAUUGUUGUUAUUAUUAUUAUUAUUACUAUUGUUACUGUACGCAACGAGUAUCGAUCAUCAAUGUGCCUAUAUAAGCCGUACUUAAUUCGUCUCACAUUGUCUCACAUCAAUUUUGCGUUAUUGUACCGCAAAAAAGUGAAUUCGGGAACCUGCGGUGACCGAAUUGAUGAACAUUCUAAGCUGUAGAAUAUUUAUUCGAAGUGUUAAUGGGUACCGAAUGACACGCUUACACGAAAAAUCACGUGAAUACGUCCAUCGCGGAGAUUCAACUGCACGUUAUUGUUAAUUGUUAGUUAUUAUUACUAUGAAACUGACGAAAUUGCAAGACGAGACGUUUAGCCUUGUGCUCGAUUGUUAAAUGUAUAACAAUACGAAGCUUGCUUGUUUAAAAUUUGAAAGUAGAAAACAAAUCCGACGAAUGCAUCGAAAGACUCGAAGUCGAGACUCGAGUAAAUAUCAGGGUUUUAAUAGUUAUGUAAAAAAAAUUGCGCUAGAAAAUUUUACAACGAAGAUGAAAAACUUGCGAAAAAAAUGUUUAAAAACACAUAAAAUUUUAGACAACAUCCAUUUGCCAAAUUAUCGGGAUUUUCUUUGCACACGUAAAAUGAUUGAACAAUCAAGAUGAAGUAAGAAAAUAAUUAUAUACAUAAUAGUAGUUAGGAUAAAAGAAAUGAAAAGAAAAAAAAAAUUAGUAUUUUACAGGGUGACCCGAGACUCUGUAUAUUAUUUAAAGUGAACCAAAAGUACAUUUGUUUUAAGCGAGAUUGUAUUGUGUAUUCCUUGUCUCGCGAUAAAUUUUAUAAUACCCUAAUUAUGAUUGUAGUAAGCGCGUAAAGGUAUCGCCGAAAUACGGCCCGAAAUUGAGAAGGAAGACCAAGAUGGAAAAAAUAUGAACAUGAAAACAAUUGAAGCGACUUCAUGUCAUUGUAUGUAAAAACAAAAUUUAAUGAAACGGAGAAGAAAAUAAUACAACGGGCUCGAAAUAAUCUUAUGCAUGUAACAUCAACGAUGUGAACGAUCGCACAAGAGAAGGUCCUUAAGUUUAGUUAAUUCACGCCAAUAAAUAGUUACUAACUUUUACCAUACAUAGAACUGACAGAGCGGUCUAAAUGAGUAAGUCAGCGUAUCUUAAUAAUCAUCAUAUACUGUAGUAUAUAUAAUAGACGAUAGAUGUCAGGAACCGCACAGAUUUUGAAUAGCCAAUUUUCAAAGGUGAGAUUAGUGACAACAACAUAAUAAUAAUAUUGUAUCUUUGCCUUA
Molecule: messenger RNA, 4108 nt
Organism: Neodiprion virginianus
Lineage: Eukaryota; Metazoa; Arthropoda; Insecta; Hymenoptera; Diprionidae
Product: LIM and SH3 domain protein Lasp
Exons: 6
Coding region: 613-1572 (319 amino acids)
Cellular component (GO): focal adhesion
Molecular function (GO): actin filament binding
Source: RefSeq, a predicted model, not a curated record